UCCGAUCAUAUGGACAGUUAUGUCCUAUCGUAUGGUUUUCUGCGCAGGAACGCAUAAGGACACACAUCGGUCGGCAUACCUCGAUCCUGAUCACAACAUGUUAUUUGGCGGUAUCAGGACCACAUCAUUGCAAGUUCCUCGGGGUGGAAAGAGACGUACAGGGAAGUCAAGGAACGUUUUUACUAGAAAGCACCAAUAUCAUGACCAACGGCCAGAGAAUGACGGCGGAAGAGGUCAAAAAGGCAACGAUGGCGACCCUUAGAGCCGAUCCGGCGCUGUGGGCGGCGUACAAUCGUGGAAGGGCGGACCAGGCGGCGGAGGUACGUCGGGUCUUGAAUGUGGCACCGACGACUCUUCCGGAAACGAAACCGGUGGCCACAACACCUGCCCCUCAGCCACGGACAACUUCCACUCCGACGCCAAAACCUUCCACUCCGGAACCACCAAUCCGUUGGGUGAAACCGGUCUCAGGACAACCAUUACAUCCGAGUCGGCUAACGGCUGAUUCACAUCCAUCGACGACGGAGUGGACGGGUAUGCCGUCAAGGGUGGCGUACCAAGGCCGCUUACCGUCAUCGCUCGCUCUGCCGAAAACGAAACCGGGGUCACUGGAACCUUGGCCAGCACCGACACCGGCAUUGGCCAACAGCGAGGAUCCAGGGAGGCCAGCAUUGUCCAACAAGGCCAUCCGGAAACGUCAAAGGGAUGCAGAGCGUCGGGCGGAGUUCAAGCGCCGCAAGUCGAAGGAGGCACGAAAGAGGAUGGAGCUAGCAACUUCCGGUUCGGAAACGCUUCGGGAAUUAGAUUUUUAGUGCAUUUUUCAAAAAGCGAUUACGCUGGCUGACUUAACAUCACGUAUACCUCCACUACUACUUCUACAUUUUUAAUCGUGGGAACCUUUAUAAUCUAUAAAACUUGUUAUGUACGGGUAUGUUCCUGAUAUACAAAUAUAUAUAUAUAUAUAUAUAUAUUUUUAUGUAUAGCAUAUAAUAUAGUGUGUAAGAAAUUUCUGGAUACAUUAGACUUAAAAGACGAUUGACCUGUGUAGCUAAAAAUGUGAAAAAAGUUUGGAAAAAUUGAACGAGUAGGGUAACUCGGCACUUAAUAAUAUACCUAUGUAUUUUAUAAGUGAAUAUUUAAUGAAACAUCCAAUUAUGUAGUCGGAUUGUAUGUACGUGUCACGGUCAACCGAGGGACUAUACCGGUUUGUUCCCGUACCGAUAAGUAUGAUGGAUGCUUUUAUACAGUUAAACUCCAUACUA
Messenger RNA from Sipha flava (yellow sugarcane aphid), 1262 nucleotides. RefSeq names its product cyclin-dependent kinase 12-like. The record is from RefSeq and is a predicted model, not a curated record. The transcript has 2 exons. Bases 201 to 812 code for a protein of 203 amino acids. Lineage: Eukaryota; Metazoa; Arthropoda; Insecta; Hemiptera; Aphididae.